Messenger RNA from Peronospora matthiolae, 849 nucleotides. Lineage: Eukaryota; Oomycota; Peronosporomycetes; Peronosporales; Peronosporaceae. The record is from the annotation of a GenBank genome assembly.
AUGCAGCUGUUGCAGCAAGUCAAGUCGUUUGGCGGCGUGAUCAAGCGGUUCGCGCACGAGAGCAGCAGUACGAAAUGCACCAUGCACUUCAGCAUCUUCGUGCCAGCGACAGCCAGUGACAGUCACAAAGUGCCGGUGCUCUUUUACCUGCCAGGGCUCACGUGCGACGACGAGCUGCUGUUUGUCAAAGCCCCAGGCGCCCAAAAAGUCGCUGCGAGUCGCGGGAUCGCGAUCGUCGCGGUGGACACGAGUCCUCGCAGUGUGAACGUCCAGGGAGAUCAAGAUGACUGGGAUUUCGGCACGGGUGCCGGCUUUUACGUGGAUGCGACCGAGCCCACGUGGGACGAGCACUACCGCAUGUACUCGUACGUGACGAAAGAGCUGCCGGCGCUUGUUAAUGCAACGUUUCCCGUGCUGGAGGACAAACACUCGAUCAUGGGCCACUCAAUGGGCGGUCACGGGGCGCUGGUGCUUGGGAUCCGCAAUUCUGACCAGUACAAGUCCAUCUCGGCGUUUGCCCCGGUCGCGCAUCCGAGUCAAUGUCCGUGGGGAAUCAAGGCGUUCACGGGUUACUUGGGCGUUGACCAGGAAGCGUGGAAGGAAUACGAUGCCACACAGCUGAUCCUGAAGCAGGGACCUAUUGCUCAGUCCAUUCUCAUUGACCAGGGACGCGAGGACAACUUCUUGCACGAUCGGCAGCUUCUGCCUGAAGCUUUUGAGGCAGCGUGCAAGCUGGUGGACCAGAAAGUGACGCUCCGCAUGCAGGAUGGAUACGACCACAGCUACUACUUCGUCGCCUCGUUUGUGGAAGAUCACGUCAACUACCACGCGGACGCUUUGCUUCAGUAG